Guillardia theta CCMP2712 is the source of this 1407-nucleotide messenger RNA. RefSeq lists its product as hypothetical. Bases 668 to 1357 code for a protein of 229 amino acids. The record is from RefSeq and is a predicted model, not a curated record. NCBI's taxonomy places the organism in Eukaryota, Cryptophyceae, Pyrenomonadales, Geminigeraceae. The transcript has a single exon.
GCGAGACGAGGGAGCGAGCGAUGGAGAUGGGGAGAGGAGACGCUGCUAGUGGAAGCAAAGCAGAUGCGCCAUCUCAGUCGUGCAGGUGCUUCGUCUCUCUGCUAUCGUCAUCCAAACUUGAUAAGCGAUAGAACUGUGCGAUAAAAACGUUGGCUCCUGAGCUAAAAAAAUGAAGGAAGCUGAAACAGAAUGGAUACGAGAGCAUCUUCCCUUAUCGGAGGAGGAUAGAAAAACUGUCAUGGUAACAUUGGAAGCGUUGAAGGGCAAUGGAGGAGGUCUGUCAGGCUGCAUGAAGGUUGUAAAUGUAUGCUGGCCUAAUGACAAGGCCUUGACAUUCGUGAUAAAGAAUACUUCAGACAACGGAUUCGCACAGAGUAAAACCUUGGGCCUGUAUCGAGAGGCGCUGUUUUAUCAAAAAUUUGCAAAUGAAUUCCAAAAGGCGUCUAUUCCCCUGGUGAAAGUAUAUUAUGCUAAGGGCGAUGCAGAUACGGGAGAACGAACCCUGAUGAUGGAAGAUCUGAGAGAAAAGUCGGUGCUCAGCGGUUACUUCUUUGGGAGUGGUUCUCCUUUGAAUUGGGGAAGAGACUUGAGCGAACAUUUAAAACGACUUCCCUCCCCUCUCACCGCAUUUGAUGUAGCUAAGCGUACCUUCCAAGAGGCUGCCAAGAUGCAUCGUCGGUAUUGGUUGGAUCCGUCGCUGCUCCAGCAUGAUUGGUUGCGAGGACGAGACUGGAUUCAAGGACGAAACCAGGAGAGCUGGGAGAUGGCACAAAGGCAAGGGAAAGAAUCAUGGAUGCGAACUCAAAAACGAAUUGCAGAGAGUAACUGCCAAGUGGAAUGGGAUCAAAACCUCUUCGAUUGCAUGUCUGCUGCCAUGAACAGUGUGGACUGGAAAAAGUUUCAGAGCAUCUCGGGGAACCGACCAUGGACGCUUGUGCAUGGAGAUUUUCAUCCUGGGAACAUCAUGUGGGUAUUCGAACCUCAGGGAUAUCCGUUGAUGUUGGAUUGGGAGAUGGUAGGGUUGGGUAAUGGUGCGCAGGACCUGAGUCAGUAUUUGAUCUCUCAUGCGAAUCCAGACUUGCGAAGGGAGAUCGAAGAGGACUUGUUAAGAUUGUACUAUGACGUGUUGGUGGAUCAGACCCUCCCUGGGAAUCCAGAGCUGUCGCCGGGUACGUACUCAUAUGAUCAGUGCAAGCAUGACUACGUUGAAGGAGGAGCGAGACGGUGGAUUUGGUUGCUUGCAAUUCUGUGUGAAAUGUGCCCUGACUCAAUGAAUCAAUACUUUGCCGAUCAAACUGCAGCUUUCCUACGAGAUCAUGGGCUGCACAAAGGCAAUAUUGGAAUGCCACAAGUUUGAAUGAUUCUUGACUUUCUCCGAUUAUGAAUACAUUACUAAGUUACUACUAC